ACCGUCUUUCUUUCCAUAAUAUGAAUAUCUAAAGCUACUCCCCAUGGAAGCGCCUGCCAUAAGACCAUGGCCUGCACUUCACUGUUCUCACCCAAUUUCAUUCCCAUAUCCACCACAACACCUGCUAAACAUUUGGUUUCAUCCCACCCUUGUCUUUAUCCAUGUCGUUUUGUUCACUACUACAAUAGCAAGAGAGAAUUCCCACUGCCAGCAGUGGCUUCAAUCCCCUACCAGCCCAUCAAUGUGGACUACUUGGAGGGAGAAUUCAGUGGCCAUGGUGUCACCUUUGAAGGCAUUGGUGAUAGCUGCGUUGCCAAGAUGGGAUUGGAAAAUGGAAGCACUGCCACCUUGAUGCUGCCAAGUGGCUUAAUUUCAUCCUACAAGACUCCCAUGUGGCAUGGCGGCAUGGUUGAAUUGCUGCACACAUCAGUCUCUAAGGGGGAGAAUGGUGGAGCUGUCAUUCAAGGAGGGGUGUCUUUGGACUUUGAUUGUUGCAGUGAAGGCCAAGUUUCAUGGUCUCCGCACAAUUGGACUCUUCUUGGUGUAAAAGGCGAUGCUCAAGAAUCUAUUCAGGUAGAGCUGAUAAGCAGGGAUUUAGAGAACAUGGUUGAAGUAAAAUACAUUGUGACUCUCCAAGAAGAUAUCUUAAGCUCUGAGAUUGUAGUCUCCAACUCAAAGUCUUCAUUGCUGCAACUUAGGGGGUCCAUUGUAAGCCAUUUGACAGUGAGCACGCCUGAUGCUACAUAUGCAAUCGGGUUAGAAGGGUCAAAUUUCUUCAACAGGCCACCAUUUUUGACAAAUUUUGGAAUAAUCCCUCCAGACUUCGGCCAGAAAAAUGAAUCUGGUUUUGGCCAAUUAUGGGGUCAAAUGGCACUGAAAGGACCUUUGUCUGGCUGGGGUACAAGAAAUCCAAACGCAGAUGAGGCAGCAGAAAGCAGCCUAAGAGAAAGGGAAGAGGAAAUGGUGGGUGAAGAAGAUGACAACUAUAAGCACUUAACAGAAGAAUUGAGUCGGAUAUACACCAGUGCGCCCCGGAAUUUCACAGUCAUUGACAGGGGUAGAAGAAACUCAGUGGUGGUCGGAAGGGAUGGAUUUGAUGAACUAUACAUGUUCAGUCCUGGCUCAAGCUAUGAAUAUUACAGCACGUACUCUUAUGUAUGUGUUGGCCAAUCAGCCGUGCUUAAACCAAUAAUCGUGGGUCCUGAAGAACAUUGGAGAGGUGGGCAGCAGUUACACAACCCAAAUCUCUAAAUUAUUUAUAGGCAUGCCAUUGCUUUCAUGUUAUUUGCAGGCAGUAUCAAGGGUACAUCACUUUGUGCU
Molecule: messenger RNA, 1320 nt
Organism: Corylus avellana
Lineage: Eukaryota; Viridiplantae; Streptophyta; Magnoliopsida; Fagales; Betulaceae
Product: protein NDH-DEPENDENT CYCLIC ELECTRON FLOW 5
Biological process (GO): carbohydrate metabolic process
Cellular component (GO): cytoplasm
Molecular function (GO): glucose-6-phosphate 1-epimerase activity; carbohydrate binding
Source: RefSeq, a predicted model, not a curated record